This is a messenger RNA of Exophiala spinifera, 999 nucleotides long. RefSeq lists its product as uncharacterized. The transcript is spliced from 3 exons. Lineage: Eukaryota; Fungi; Ascomycota; Eurotiomycetes; Chaetothyriales; Herpotrichiellaceae. The coding region runs from base 1 to 999 and encodes 332 amino acids. The record is from RefSeq and is a predicted model, not a curated record.
AUGAAUCGUGCUCUGUUAUCUCGCAGUGUGUCGCCUUUGAUCAAAUCGUUUGUCCCUAAGCACCAACCUACCCAGAUCUUUCGCAAAAUGUCAGGCCCCCAGACAUCGCACCUUCCGAACGAGGAUUUGCAAGCUAGCAAGUUGUUCGACGUCACUCAUGUUGUCGCUGUGGUCACAGGUGGUGGAACCGGAAUUGGACUCAUGAUUACACAGGCUUUGCAGACGAACGGUGCCAAGGUCUACAUCACAGGUCGCCGAGAGGAAGCUCUCGAUGCUGUUGUUAAACAGUACAGCAAGGGUCCAGGAAGCAUCCACGCCUUGCCAGGAGACAUCACCAAGAAGGAAGAAUGUAUCCGACUAGCCGAGGAGGUGGGCAAGAAGGAAUCCAAGGGUAUCCAUUUACUCGUCAACAAUGCGGGUAUCGCUAGAGACGAUCAUACCAAGUUCUCCAAGAACGGGCAACCGGACAUGAAAUCGGCAGCAAGCAUUUCGCGGCACAUGCUCAGAUCAGAAGUCUCUGACUGGCAGGACACUUUCGAGACGAACAUCACAGCCCAAUUCUUCAUGUCUGCCGCGUUCUUGCCACUGUUGGCCAAAGGACGGGAUGUCACACCCGGCUAUACCUCGAGCAUCGUCAACAUCACCUCCAUCAGCGGUCUGAUGAAGGGGUCAAGCAGUGGACAAUUCGCUUACGCAACGAGUAAAGCUGGCUUUGUGCAUCUGACGCGCAUGUUGGCCACGACGCUUGCGGAAACGGGCGUUCGUGUCAACCAGAUUGCACCUGGCGUCUUCCCCAGCGAGAUGACAACUGGUGAAAGCGACGAGACGCAGAAGAGCGAGCUGACUUCGAAGAUGAGUAACCCGGCCGGACGUGGAGGCGGAGACGCCGAUAUGGCUGCAACGAUCUUGUACCUGGUUGGCAAGGGUGGUUUGUUCCUGAAUAAUCAACUCAUUCAUCCCGAGGGCGGGCAGUUGUUGGUUGCACCGGCUGCUAUUUGA